Messenger RNA from Lathyrus sativus (Indian pea), 249 nucleotides. The record is from the annotation of a GenBank genome assembly. Lineage: Eukaryota; Viridiplantae; Streptophyta; Magnoliopsida; Fabales; Fabaceae.
AUGGUGGUGUUGGCAAAACAACUCAAAGAGAGUAGUCUCAUGAUGAGCCAAUAUGUAAAAAAUACCAAAAAGAUACUUGAUUCUACUGAGGAAGCCAUUGAACAUAGCUUGGCAAGCACAGGUCGUGUCAAUGUGAGAGCAAAUGCAAUAUACUCAGAGAGUUCCAAGACUUCUUGCUUAACAUGGUUUGUGAUGUUUGUGAUGAUGUUGGUAUUUGUCAUGGUUAUUCUUCUAAUCCGUGUCACAUAG